Molecule: messenger RNA, 450 nt
Organism: Penicillium roqueforti
Lineage: Eukaryota; Fungi; Ascomycota; Eurotiomycetes; Eurotiales; Aspergillaceae
Exons: 1
Coding region: 1-450 (149 amino acids)
Source: RefSeq, a predicted model, not a curated record
AUGAACUACGAAAAGCGAUUCCUCACCGCAUGCGCCUGCUUCAAGUCCACUCUAUUCGAAGAGUUCCGGUUCCUUGGACUUGGAGACGGCCUCCGCCCCGAAGUCAUUCCAGUGCUCUACAAAUUGGCGCGGCUGCUCGAGGCCAUCUUUGUCCUGGGUGAAGAGAUGGCACGGGCAUGUCCGCGUUGUCGCACCGUCCGUAAUAGACCUGCAAACCACUUCUCGGCUGAGUUCGAGCGCUUGUGUUGUGACCGCAUCAUGGCACCCUUGACGAAAGCCAUUGCUGACCUUGAAGCUGACGAGAUGUCCGCAGAGCCACAGGCGAGCGUUGACUUUAUUGUAGCUUCGGAUUUGGAUGAUAUUCGUCCCAGUACCAUCUUGCUCUCUAGUGAGCCGCUGCCUCUGGAUAUGGGUCCCUGUGUUUGCCUUCAAAGCCAUUCUCGCCCGUGA